Messenger RNA from Linnemannia hyalina, 1071 nucleotides. The record is from the annotation of a GenBank genome assembly. NCBI's taxonomy places the organism in Eukaryota, Fungi, Mortierellomycota, Mortierellomycetes, Mortierellales, Mortierellaceae.
AUGGAUAAACGCAAGGAACCACCAACAUCAGAGGGCGUGCUCAUCAAGCGUCAGAAGCCAGACGACAACACACCAUCCAAUGCCGUCACCAUCCAAACAAAGGGUUCCAGCGGCGCCCUUAUCCAAACGGUCAAGAGGACGUCGGCGUUGAAGGCUCCCAUUAUGUUGUUGCAGGGCCAGUCAGCAGAACUUUAUACUUGCAAGUUCAGUCCUUCAGGAGAGCAUAUCGCAUCAGCUGGCGCUGAGAAGAGCAUCUAUCUUUGGAACACAUAUGGAGACUGCACCAACUUUGGAAUCAUCAAAGGACAUACUGGAGCUAUUCUGGAGUUGCAUUGGUCAAGAGACGGAAGCAUGAUCUUUACAGCAAGCACAGACAAGUCUUGUGGCGUUUUUGAUGUUCAGACAGGAGAGAGAAUCAAGCGGUUCAAGGGUCACACAUCCUUCGUUAACAGCUGCUCGCCAGCCAGACGUGGACCAGAAUUGCUUGCCAGUGGAUCAGACGAUGGCUCUGUCAAGAUCUGGGAUCUGCGUGCAAAAAAUGCGGUGGAGAGCUUUGAUUCACAGUAUCAGAUUACAUCAGUCUCGUUCUCGGAUGCAGGCGAUCUGGUGUUUGCAGGAGGUAUCGACAACAACAUUGCAGCCUGGGAUAUGCGCAAGAAGAGUGUAGCGUACUCGCUGACAGGGCACAUGGACACUAUCUCGGGUCUCAGUUUAUCACCCGACGGAAACCAGCUGCUGUCGAAUGCAAUGGACAACACAGUCAGGAUGUGGGAUGUCAAGCCGUUUUCGGCGACUGGAAACCGGAUGCUCAAAGUGUUUGAGGGAGCACCUCAUGGAUUUGAAAAGAACUUGAUCCGCCCUGCCUGGUCCAAGGAUGGUGCCAUGGUUGGAGUUGGAGCAGGUGACCGGACGAUGGUCAUCUGGGACACCUUGACGCGCAAGAUUUUGUACAAGUUGCCUGGACACAAGGGAUGUGUCAACGAGGUCGACUUUCACCCCAAGGAGCCUAUCGUGGUAUCCUGCAGCACAGACAAGACAAUGUUCCUUGGCGAAAUCAACCCUAGCAAGUGA